This is a messenger RNA of Anastrepha obliqua, 1719 nucleotides long. It is a transcript of the gene Flo2, whose product is annotated as flotillin-2. The transcript has 6 exons. The coding region runs from base 123 to 1379 and encodes 418 amino acids. Gene Ontology annotation, biological process: regulation of myoblast differentiation; protein localization to plasma membrane. The record is from RefSeq and is a predicted model, not a curated record. Gene Ontology annotation, cellular component: plasma membrane. NCBI's taxonomy places the organism in Eukaryota, Metazoa, Arthropoda, Insecta, Diptera, Tephritidae.
UGGGCCUGGUGGCUGGUGACCGAUGUGCAGCGCCUCUCCUUGGAAGUGAUGACCCUCAAUCCAAUGUGUGAGAAUGUCGAAACGGCACAGGGUGUGCCAUUGACCGUUACUGGUGUGGCGCAAUGCAAAAUCAUGAAGACAUUAAUGCAAGACAUAACAACAACAACAAACCAAUGUUCAUUCGUCUCUGCCGUUCAUUUGCAAAUAUCGUAGCUGGAAGCGAAAGAACCGAAGGGAAAGCAAUUAAGAAGACCAAAAUUUGUCAAUUAAACGACGCCCAUCCGCAACUACCACUUGGCACAUUUUUCAUGAUGAACGUGUAUUAUUUUCACCAUCAGGCUGACGAAUUGUUGGGUACCGCCAGCGAACAGUUUCUGGGCAAGAACGUUAAGGAGAUAAAGCAAACGAUAUUGCAGACAUUGGAGGGACAUUUGCGUGCCAUACUCGGAACUCUUACAGUCGAAGAGGUGUACAAAGAUCGCGACCAAUUCGCAGCGCUGGUGCGAGAGGUGGCCGCACCUGAUGUCGGCCGCAUGGGCAUUGAAAUACUCUCAUUCACCAUCAAGGACGUCUACGAUGACGUGCAAUAUUUGGCCUCGCUGGGCAAAGCGCAAACGGCGAGCGUUAAGCGAGACGCCGAUGCGGGCGUGGCUGAGGCCAAUCGUGACGCCGGCAUACGCGAAGCUGAAUGUGAAAAAAGCGCCAUGGAUGUAAAAUACUCCACGGAUACUAAGAUCGAGGACAAUUCGCGUAUGUAUAAGUUGCAGAAAGCAAACUUUGAUCAGGAGAUCAACACAGCGAAGGCCGAAUCGCAAUUGGCUUAUGAAUUGCAAGCAGCGAAGAUACGCCAAAGAAUACGUAAUGAGGAGAUACAAAUCGAAGUUGUCGAACGACGUAAACAAAUCGAAAUCGAAGCACAGGAAGUGCAACGCAAGGAACGCGAACUGAUGGCUACCGUGAAACUGCCAGCCGAAGCGGAGGCACAUCGUGUACAAACUAUAGCACAGGGCAAACAAUGCCAAACAAUCGAAGCUGCCCGCGCUGAGGCCGAGAAGAUACGCAAAAUUGGUACAGCUGAGGCUCUUGCUAUUGAAGUGGUGGGCAAAGCGGAGGCCCUCAGCAUGAAGUGUAAGGCGCAGGUGUAUAGGCAGUACGGUGAUGCUGCCAUUAUGAACAUAGUACUUGAAUCUCUGCCUAAGAUCGCUGCCGAAGUAGCUGCACCACUCGCCAAGACCGAUGAGAUCGUACUCAUUGGUGGCAAUGACAAUUUAACAAACGAUGUGACACGUUUAGUAGCACAAUUACCACCGUCAAUCAAUGCACUCACCGGUGUCGAUCUGACGAAAGUGUUGUCGAAGAUACCCGGAGCCAAGGCGUGAAAUUCAAUGCAACACUCCAGCAUGCAAACACCACAAGAUGCCAGAUCGAUGAUGUUAAUGACGUAAAAAUGAACGGUAUAUGGAAUGACGAUGACGAAAAGUGAAAAAUAAAGUUAAUAAAUAAAUGCAAAGAAAUAAUAAAAUAAAUAAAUAAAAUUGAAAUCAAACACAAUCACGUAAACAACAAAAUUACAACAAAUUAAGAAGAAGAAAAAACUGAAGCAAAAUUAUUGUAUUUCGAAAUUUAAUAGAAACAAUUAAAAUAAAGCUGCAUAUUUCUAGUAAACAAAAACGAAAAUUGGCAACAAAUGUAACAUUAAGCAUAAGGUAUAUGUAUGUA